AAAGGGUCACUUGUGAGCCGCUGGAUGGGAUUUUUUUUAUUCUGUGGGCGUUCAACUCCAUCUCCGACAUUGGACUGGUUUCUUUUUGUGCCUUUUGCUGCCACUUAUUGCAAUAAAAGAAUAUUAAUAAACAAAAACAUAGAAAUUAUUUGGAUUGGACAGCCUGAGCCGGUGAAUUGCUACCCCCCACCCCAGCUGGACAUCAGAUAACAUGGCCACGUCUGAACACAGAGCCAACGGAGAGGACCAGGACCCCAACUCAGCCAAUUUAAGACCCACACCUUCAACUUACGAAUAUGCGUGGAUGCACGGCUGCACGCGGAAACUGGGGAUGAAGAUCUGCGGGUUCCUGCAGAAGAACAACAGCAUGGAGGAGAGGAGGCUCGCGGGCCAGAAAAACCUGCUCGCGUGCGACAACAGCGACGGCAUAUUCCGCCGCACGGAGACCGACUUCUCCAACCUAUUUGCCAGAGACCUUCUGCCAGCUAAAAAUGGAGAGGAGCCCACCCUCCAGUUUCUGUUGGAGGUGGUGGAGAUUCUCACAAACUACAUCAAGAAGACUUUUGACCGCUCCACCAAGGUACUGGACUUCCACCACCCCCACCAGCUGCUUGAGGGGAUGGAGGGCUUCAACCUGGAUCUGUCGGACCAGCCCGAGUCCCUGGAGCAGAUCCUGGUGGACUGUAGGGACACCCUCAAAUACGGAGUCCGGACAGGUCACCCACGGUUCUUCAACCAGUUAUCUUCAGGUUUGGACAUCAUCGGUCUGGCCGGGGAGUGGCUGACUUCCGCAGCCAACACCAACAUGUUCACCUAUGAGAUCGCUCCAGUGUUCGUACUGAUGGAGCAGCUGACCCUAAAGAAGAUGAGGGAGAUGGUCGGCUGGCCAGGCGGGGAAGGAGAUGGGCUCUUCUCUCCAGGGGGCGCCAUCUCCAACAUGUACAGCGUGAUGAUCGCUCGCUACAAGUACUUCCCCGAGGUCAAGACCAAGGGCAUGUCUGCUGCUCCCCGCCUCAUCCUUUUCACAUCCGAAUAUAGUCACUAUUCUAUCAAAAAGGCUGGAGCUGCUCUCGGCUUUGGGACAGAAAACGUGAUCCUGCUGAAUACAGAUGAAAGAGGAAGAGUCAUCCCUGCAGAUCUAGAGGCCAAGAUCCUCGACAUAAAACAGAAGGGUUGUGUGCCGUUGUUUGUGAAUGCCACCGCUGGUUCGACGGUGUACGGCGCUUUUGAUCCCAUCAACGAGAUUGCAGACAUCUGCGAGAAGUACAAAUUGUGGCUCCAUGUGGAUGGUGCCUGGGGGGGAGGACUGCUGAUGUCUAAGAAGCACCGCCACAAGCUCAGUGGAGUCGAGCGCAAUAACAGCAUUAUCUGGCCUCCAUUCAAGGUGAUAGGGCUACAGCUAUGUGCUUCUGCCAUCUGUGUAAAGAAGCAUGGAAUCCUAGCGGGCUGCAACUCCAUGUGCGCCGGCUACCUGUUUCAACCGGAUAAGCAGUACGACAUCACGUACGACACCGGCGACAAGGCCAUCCAGUGCGGCCGGCACGUCGACAUCUUCAAGUUCUGGCUCAUGUGGAAGGCCAAGGGCACCGUGGGCUUUGAGCAGCACAUCAACAAGUGUUUGGACCUGUCCCAGUACCUCUAUAACAAGAUCAGGAACAGGGAGGGGUACCAGAUGGUGUUUGAUGGUGUGCCCCAGCACACCAACGUUUGCUUCUGGUACAUCCCCCCCAGCCUGAGAGGGAUGCCCGAGGGCCCCGAGAGGCAAGAACGGCUCCACAUGGUGGCUCCAAAGAUCAAGGCCAUGAUGAUGGAGUCAGGGACCACCAUGGUGGGCUACCAGCCUCAGGGCAACAAGGUCAACUUCUUCCGGAUGGUCAUCUCCAAUCCUGCGGCCACCCAGUCCGACAUCGACUUCCUCGUGGACGAGAUUGAGCGGUUGGGUCAUGACCUGUAGUCAUUGCGUUGUGACCAGAUGUCUGUUAACUCCGAUUUGUCAAAGUUAGACGAAACAUUCACACUGCUGCAGGGGGGCGGGGGGGGGGGGGGUCUCUCCAUCCAGCAGGUCUUUGCCUGAAGCACCAUCAUUGUUUCUUCUACUCAAUAAGCCACAAAGUUCUGUGUUGUUUUAACUGCACCUGAAUCCUCCAGGUACGAGGUGUGUGCGUUUUAAUACGUGUGUGUACAUGUUUGUUCUUGAGUGUGUGGUAAAGAACUGGGGGGGAGCACAGCUCAGGACACAAAAAGUAUCAAAGUAAAUUUUUUGCUGGACUCACUGGUGCUUCCAGGUGGAUGUGUACAGGUUAAAUACUGACCUGUUCCCCCUGAAAGUAACCCCUGAAGCAGGUGUGUAUGAGUCUUGUCAUGUUUCCAGAGGUACAGUCUGCAAUACCCCCACACCCCCAUAGAAGAUUAGUCUUAUCAGUUCUCCCAGCUCUGGCGUGAGAAACGACCGGCUUGAUGUCUGUUCCACGCCGUCAUGCAAACCCCUGUAUGUGAUAGUAUAUUAAUAUUUGAUAUAAGUACAGACGUUUGUUUGCAGAUUCAGGCAUUUUCCUGUAAAUGUGUCUUUAUGCGAACUACAUGGUAAUACCUCUGUGACAGUGAUCAGAUUUGAGUAACGUUCAUUUAUUGUGACAAUGUCUGCCAAAGAAGAAUCGGGGUCAGAAUGAUCCACUGUGUUUUCUUGUCGACCCUCUCGUAGAUUCUGGAUGUUUGUAAAAACUGACCCAGAUACAUGAUGCAAUUUCUAGAGUUUCUGAGUCUGACUGAAUGUUUGCAGCCCAGUCAUGAGAUUACCCAGGAAUCCUAGCAGAACAAGGAUGUGAGAAUGUACUCUCCUCUGGAGACGUGCAAAAAAGUACCUGUCUGAAUCAUUGCUGGACUGCAGUACAUUUACCUGUAGUACAUAUCUGUUCUCGUGUCACUGGAACCCCGUGGAGUGUUUUCUGUAAAGGUUCCCGUUUGUGUUUGCACAGCGUUCACCUUUGAUUCCUGCAUUGUAAAUGGAUUCUAUAAGAACUAUUUUAACAAAUCUUUAUGAGAAAUGGGGACCAUGGCAUGCUAAUGGCACAAUCAUAGUGAGGUCAUGUGUGUACUGUAUGACUCUUGUACGUGACCCAUUUGAGUUUUAACGAAGGCGACAGGCAGGAAAAUGUUUCCUGAGUUGUCAUUUUAACAUAUUAGAUCAUCAUGAAAGAACGUUUAAAUAAAGUCUAUUAAA
Molecule: messenger RNA, 3220 nt
Organism: Nematolebias whitei (Rio pearlfish)
Lineage: Eukaryota; Metazoa; Chordata; Actinopteri; Cyprinodontiformes; Rivulidae
Gene: gad3
Product: glutamate decarboxylase 3
Exons: 19
Coding region: 212-1954 (580 amino acids)
Biological process (GO): GABA biosynthetic process
Cellular component (GO): cytoplasm; presynaptic active zone
Molecular function (GO): pyridoxal phosphate binding; glutamate decarboxylase activity
Source: RefSeq, a predicted model, not a curated record